UAUCGUCAUGUUUGUCUAAUUUGCCUUUCAUAGCAACGCGUGGCUGAUGCUGUGCACGCUUUCGCCAGAUUUGCGACGCAGACAUGCGGAUUCUGGCCGUCGACGCUCUGCGACCGGGGUCGGAUCACGACGCACACGUCUGGAGAACGACGUGGUUGCGUCGUCGUUUCCAGGAGGGACACAUUGCCAAGGCCGGCGAGCACCUCCUCGGUGACAGCGGCUACCCCCUGGAACCAUGGCUCCUGACUCCGGUCCCAGGCCAUCCUCCUGCUCACACUGCAGAAGGCAGGUACAACACUGCACACGCUUCCAUGCGGUCCGUAGUGGAACGCUGCAUUAGACUUCUGAAGAGCCGCUUCCGCUGCCUUCAGAGGUACCGUGCCCUCCACUAUGAACCAGACCGCGCAGCCAACAUCGUUGCAGCGUGUGCAGUGUUGCACAAUUUGUGUCUUGAUGAACAGUGCGUUUGA
Messenger RNA from Dermacentor silvarum, 470 nucleotides. RefSeq names its product putative nuclease HARBI1. Lineage: Eukaryota; Metazoa; Arthropoda; Arachnida; Ixodida; Ixodidae. The coding region runs from base 84 to 470 and encodes 128 amino acids. The transcript is spliced from 2 exons. The record is from RefSeq and is a predicted model, not a curated record.